UUGAGAAUAAAGAAUAAAGAAAAUUCUUUAUUCUUUACUUUUCUAAGAACGUUCUUAGGUCGAUUCUUUAUCGGUAUUCACCAACGCUAUUUUUAGCGUUCUUUACUAAGAAUUAUUUGUUAUUGAUGUAAGCGACCUUGGUACCCGGCAUUUUCGUUAACGCAUAUAAAACUCGGAACCGUUUACGUGUCUUCUGUCACAACAUACAAGAUGGCGGACAACAACGCUAACGUUGCUACUAGUAGAAAUCGUUGGUCCGAACAGGAGGAAACUGUAAUAGCCCAGGAAAUAAUUAAAAACUAUGAUGUCCUGUUCGGCCCAAUGACCGGUUGUGGCGCACUCAAAAUUGGAGAGGUUCGAAGGAGAGGCUGGGAAGCCGUGGCAAAUGUUCUAAACUGCCAAUUUUCCACCUAUAAGCGCGCAGGUUCAGAGGUGAAGAAAAAAUACUAUAACAUGAAAGACAAAACAAAGACAAAAAAUGAUGAGAUGAGGAGGCCAGGCACUGGAGGAGGGCCCCGGGUGAAAGAGUUCACCAUUCCGGAGGGGAUUCUCCUUCAGCAUUUUGGGGAUUCCGCCUCUGUGGCAGGGGUCCCCAAUGCAAUUGACACUGAUGCUCCAGAGGGUGCUUCAAUCAACAUAAUUGAACUGGGCAAGAUGCCAAUAGAUGGUAGCACUUGCAUGACGUUCAAGAUAGAUGAAAGAGGACUAGGAGCUCAGAAGACGUCAAGUGUAUUCCAACGUGCAGUGGAAGAUGAAGCUGGGCCAUGCUCAUCAGGGACCAAGACCAAUACCAAAUCAAUGAAAAUGGCCAACAAAAACCAGAGUAAAAGAGCUAGGGCAAGUUUCAACAAAUUGGCUGAGGACAACCUAAUAGCAGAAAAGAAGAACAUCCAUCUGCAACAAGUAAAUCUAAGAUUGAAGAAUCAAUUGAUACUGGCACAACUGAAAGUUGCCAGAUUAACGGCACAAAAAAUUGAAGAAGAAAUUAAAAUGUUAAAAGCAAGCAAUGAAUGUUAACCCUUUACCACUUAGUUACGCAUUUUCACACAUUUAUAGUCCCUUAAAAAGUUAUAUUUAAUUUAAGACCUUUAUUACUAGAUUCAAGUUGUUAAGGCUUCAUAUCCAAACCUUAGAUACUGAUGAGCAGCAAACAGCAUAAAACCUGAACAGCCUGCGAGUUUCAGGCUGUUCUGGUUUUAUGCUAUUUGCCCAUAGCCAUUUUCACUUUGCUUCUAAGUGGGAAAGGGUUAAAUCUACAAUCUCAAAUGAUGCCAUCCAAAUUGUUAUUAUUGAUAUUUUUACACAAAGUUUUGAAGUUAUUUUUGAGUAGAUGGAUGUUCUUCUUUUCAUUAUUUAACCCAUUUAUGCCUAGCGUCUAGAAAAAAGGCCUUGGCAAACAGCGUAGACUCAGAUGGGACGCCACAUCAUGUGGCGUCUCAUCUGGGUCUACGCUGUUUUCUUAAUAGAUUUUUUGUAAGAAAUAUUAUAAAUAUAGAAAUAUAUAGGCUCAUAUUCACAAACAGUUCUUAUCCCCCGCCAGGGGCAGAGGGAUAUUGUUUAGGCGUUGUCCGUCCGGCCGGCUGUCCAUCCGGCACUUUUGUGUCCGGAGCCAUAUCUUGGAAGUGCUUUGGCGGAUUUCAUUGAAACUCGGUAUGAGUAUAUAUAUGGAAAAGAGGAUGAUGCUUGCCAUUGAAUGAUAACUCAAGAACUCAUACGCCUAGGAUCAUGAAACUUCAUGGGUAGAUUGAUCAUGACUUGCAGAUCACCCCUAUCGAUUUUGAAGUCACUAGGUCAAAGGUCAAUGUCACGGUGACCCGAAAUAGUAAAAUGGUUUUCGGAUGAUAACUCAAGAACGCAUACGCCUAGGAUCAUGAAACUUCAUAGGUAGAUUGAACAUGACUUGCAGAUGACCCCUAUUGAUUUUGAGGUCAAAAGGUCAAGGUCACGGUGACCCGAAAUAGUAAAAUGAUUUUCGCAUGAUAACUCAAGAACGCUUUUGCCUAGGAUCAUGACACUUCAUAGGUAAAUUGAUAGUGACUCGCAGAUGACCCCUAUUGAUUUUCAGGUCACUAGGUCAAAGUCACAGUGACAGAAAUCGUAUUCACACAAUGGCUGCCACUACAAUGGACAGCCCAUAUGGGGGGCAUGCAUGUUUUACAAACAGCCCUUGUUAAUAUAAAUUUGUCAUUUUACUUGAGAAGAUGAAUGUUAUUCUUACUUAAAUAGAUGGAUGUUAUUCUUUUCAUUAUUUGUUUAAAUUGUAAAAACCUGUUGACUAAGUGUUGUCUUACAAUGUUACCAACAUGGUAUCCAUAUAUGUCAACAUUUUAUACAGUAAUAUAUGUCACUGCUGUUGCCAAUAUUCAAAUAGCUUACUAUCUAUAAGUGUAUUUGUUUGAAUUAUUGCUGGUAUCAGCCAUUCGUGUACCUUAUUAGACAAUUAUGUUUGUAAACUACCAUUUCUGUUGUUCUCUUGUUUAAUUAAAUAUAACUAUUUGCAGUAACAAUAAAUUGCUGUGGAUAUUUGUUAGUAAAAAUAUCUUGUUUGUACUGUAAUUGCAUUUUCUGUUAGUGAUUAUCUAGUACUACAUAUUUCACAGAUUUUCUGGAUGUUUUAUUCAUAAUAAAUUUCAGAAUAUCACAACUUAA
Molecule: messenger RNA, 2649 nt
Organism: Dreissena polymorpha
Lineage: Eukaryota; Metazoa; Mollusca; Bivalvia; Myida; Dreissenidae
Exons: 8
Coding region: 211-1017 (268 amino acids)
Source: RefSeq, a predicted model, not a curated record